AUGGUGGCACCGCCAAGGCCCUGCCUCAUGACCCUGCUGGAGGCUGGCUGGUACGGCCCCCGGAGCCGCCCCUCGGCCGGCGGCCCCUCGCCCACCGCCCUCGCCAAAGCUUGGUACGCCAACGGCGCCGCGACGGGCAGCUCCCCAAGCCUAUACCAAGAGGACGAGCUGCCAGAGGGGGGCGUGUCCGCGCUGCUGCCGGGGCAGCCCCCGCCCGGCCGUUCGGACCUUCCGAGGCCGCCGCAGCUGCCGCCGCCGCAGCUGCCGCCGUUGGACGGCUGCGGCGCGGCUGCGUGGGACGCGGGUCGGCAGGGGGCGGCGGCGGGGGCGCGCUGGCAGGAGGAGCGCUGCCAGGGGAUUCCACAUUUGCAGCCUGAAGGGGUAGGCCUUUAUAGGCCGUCACCGCAGCAGCCACCACACCACCAGCAGCAGCAGCGGCAGCAGCUGCAGGUGGAGGAGGAACAGGCGCAGCAGGGCGCCCCCAUCCCCGUCCGCGGCGGCGGCGAGUGCAGCACGAGCGGGCGGGGGGAGGGCGACCAGCAGCAAGCAGGGCUGGGCACGUGGGCCCACCGGCAGUUCAAGCUCCCGCUGCCCGGCAGGGGCGGCAAGGGCAACUCGAAGCAGCAGCAGGAGCAGGAGCAGCAGCAAAGACUGGAGCAGCGGGAGGACGAGGCGCAGCACGCGGCUUGCGCGGCCGCCGUCCCUCUCGGCUCUUCCGUCGCCCAGCCGAUCCCCCGCGGGCGCCAGCCGCCAGGCUCGGCCGCCGCCCCGCCCCAGGCGGCGGCGGGCGGCGGCGGCCGCGCGGACGACGACGACGAGGCGUACACCCGCGCGGCGUGGCGCUGGCGCUUCGCCAAGCGCUGGCAGGCGGAGCAGGCGCGGCAGCUCGACCCCGCGGCGUCUGGCGGCGACGGGGACGGCUUAGAGGAGGCGCUCGCGUACCUGGCGGCCUGCGGCCAGCCAUGGGACAUGCCUCGGACGCUUUCUGGCGACGGCGCCCUCGGCGCGAGCGGCUUCAGCGGCGCCGGAGGCGCGCUCGCGGCUGCGGCGGCGGGGCGGGGCGGCGGCGGCGACAUGGGGACGAUGGGCAGCGUGGGGCUGCUGGGGCAGGAGAGCCUGCUGGUGGGUGGGGACCUCAGCCGCGGCGCGUCACUCACCAAUGUGUCACCCGGCCGCCGCAGCGCGCUCGCCGGCGGCGGGCCCAGCGGCGCAGGCAGGGGCGGCGGCAGGGGCGGCGGCGGCGGGCGGCACGGCGACGCGACGCGCGAGCUGACGGCGGUGACGCGGCGCGCGACGCAGCUGCUGCAGGCGCAAACAGACCUCGGCCGCGCGGCGGACGAGAGGUGGCGCGAGGCGCAGGCGCCGCAGGGGGGCGGGCUGUGGGUGGGGGCGCUGCUGGAGGCCGUCGAGGUGGACGACUGGGGCAAGUUCAAGUUUGUUCUGGUGCGGGUGCGCGACCGCUGCGGGCGGCAGAAGCUGCUCGUGCGGGGCGGCAACUACGCGAGCGAGGGGAAGCUGCUCGAGCGGUUGCACCGGCAGCUGCUGGCCGCCGCCUCCGCCCACGGCGUCCCGCCCGAGCCGCUCGAGCCCAUUGGCGGCGGCGUCAUGGAGUGGCGCCGCGAGCGUGACCGCCACCUCCACCUGCACUCGGGGUUCCUGUCAAAGCACGCCGGCGGCCAGGGCGGCCCCAUGACGGCGCAGGAGGUGCUCAACCUGGCGGGCGUGCUGACGCGGCCGUCGCUGCCGAUGCACUAUAAGUUAACUUCGGAGGGCGGCCGCGCGCUGUGA
Monoraphidium neglectum is the source of this 1788-nucleotide messenger RNA. RefSeq lists its product as hypothetical. NCBI's taxonomy places the organism in Eukaryota, Viridiplantae, Chlorophyta, Chlorophyceae, Sphaeropleales, Selenastraceae. Bases 1 to 1788 code for a protein of 595 amino acids. The record is from RefSeq and is a predicted model, not a curated record. The transcript is spliced from 4 exons.